This is a messenger RNA of Zingiber officinale, 3011 nucleotides long. Its product is annotated as homeobox-leucine zipper protein HOX32-like. Gene Ontology annotation, molecular function: lipid binding; DNA-binding transcription factor activity; DNA binding. NCBI's taxonomy places the organism in Eukaryota, Viridiplantae, Streptophyta, Magnoliopsida, Zingiberales, Zingiberaceae. Bases 310 to 2853 code for a protein of 847 amino acids. The transcript has 18 exons. The record is from RefSeq and is a predicted model, not a curated record.
GAGCUUUGAGCUGAAGCUAAUAAAAGGAAGAGACCUCGGUGCUCUCCCAUCAGUAAUGGCCACUGCGACGGGGCAGAGAAUCCAGCGGAGCAGCGACUAGGGUUCGGUAAAUCUUUCUUCGUCGAGUUGCGAGCGGCGGGGCUGACAAGCUCUUUUGGGUUGUGAUGCUGGAUUUCGAUUGCGCUUCUUUUCUGCCACCAACGAGACGGAAGAGAAGGGAGCUCGGUGCGUGCUAGGGUUUGAGUUUUCUCGGUGGGAGUCGGUGGAUUGUUAGUAAAGAUAAGAUUUUUUUUAAGCUUUGGAGGGUAGAUGGCGACGGUAGUGUCUGGAAAGGGGCAGAAACUAGCGGUGGACGGAGGGAAAUACGUUAGGUACACGCCGGAGCAAGUGGAUGCGCUCGAGAGGGUGUACAAUGAGUGCCCGAAGCCCAGUUCUCUUAGGCGACAGCAGCUAAUCAGGGAGUGCCCUAUCCUGUCCAAUAUUGAGCCGAAGCAGCUCAAAGUCUGGUUCCAGAACCGCAGAUGUCGAGAAAAACAAAAGAAAGAGUCUUCUCGGCUCCAAACUGUUAACAGAAAGUUGUCUGCUUUGAACAAACUGUUGAUGGAGGAGAAUGACAGGUUGCAGAAGCAGGUUUCUCAACUUGUUUAUGACAAUGGCUAUAUGCGCCAGCAACUGCACAAUGCAUCUGCAGCAACUACCGACACCAGUUGUGAAUCUGCAGUGACAAGUGGUCAGCAGCCACACCAAAAAAAUCCAACACCUCAGCAUCCACAAAGAGAUGCUAACAAUCCAGCUGGUCUACUUGCUAUUGCGGAGGAGACCUUGGCAGAGUUCCUCUCAAAGGCUACUGGAACUGCUGUCGAUUGGGUUCAGAUGGUUGGAAUGAAGCCUGGUCCGGAUUCUAUUGGAAUUGUUGCUGUUUCCCACAAUUGUACUGGAGUAGCAGCUCGAGCCUGUGGUCUUGUGAGUCUAGAUCCCAUUAAGGUUGCAGAGAUUCUUAAAGAUCGUUCAUCUUGGUAUCGCGAUUGUCGUUGCCUUGAUGUGCUUACAGUAAUUCCUAUUGGAAAUGGAGGGAGUAUUGAGCUUUGUUAUAUGCAGACAUAUGCACCUACUACUUUGGCAUCAGCACGUGACUUUUGGACUCUCAGAUACACUACUGGUCUGGAAGAUGGCAGUCUUGUGAUUUGUGAAAGAUCAUUGACUCCUGCAACUGGUGGUCCUGUUGGGCCAGCAGCUUCAGAUUUUGUUAGAGCUGAGAUGCUUCCUAGUGGGUAUCUUAUUCGCCCAUGCGAGGGAGGUGGUUCAAUGAUUCAUAUUGUUGACCAUGUAGAUUUGGAUGCCUGCAGUGUGCCUGAGGUUAUUAGACCAAUGUACGAAUCGCCCAAACUUGUAGCACAGAAUAUGACAGUUGCUGCACUAUGUCACAUUAGACAAGUUUCACAAGAGACUGGCAAUGAAGUUGUUUGUGGUGGGGGAUAUCACCCUGCGGUGUUGAGGAACUUCAGCCAGCGACUGAGCAGAGGCUUCAAUGAUGCCGUGAAUGGUUUUGCUGACGAUGGAUGGUCAUUGAUGAGUAGUGAUGCUGGAUCUGAGGAUGUCACUAUAGCUAUAAGGUCAUCUCCAAACAAACUUCACGGGUCUCAUUUUAACUCUUCAGCCAUGUUUUCUUCCCUUGGCUGUGGCAUCCUAUGUGCGAAAGCAUCCAUGUUAUUGCAGAAUGUUCCACCUGCUUUAUUGGUUUGCUUUCUGAGGGAGCACCGUUCCGAAUGGGCUGACUUCGGCAUUGAUGCUUAUGCUGCUGUAUCUUUGAGGUCUACCCCAUAUUCUAUUCCUGGUGUGAGGACUGGUGGUGGCUUUUCAGGCAAUCAGGUUAUACUUCCUCUUGCUCACACCAUCGAGAAGGAAGAGAUGUUGGAGGUAGUCAGGCUUGUAGACCAUGGCUUUACCCAAGAUCCUGCUUUGUCUAGAAAUGUCAACUUGCUACAGCUUUGUAGUGGCAUUGAUGAGAAUGCAGUUGGUGCACGUUCGCAGCUUGUUUUUGCACCAUUCGAUGAAUCUUUUGCUGACGAAACGCCUCUUCUACCUUCCGGUUUCCGUAUAAUGCCGCUGGAUCCCAAAACAGAUUCUCCAAAAGCUACUCGAACCCUUGAUUUGGCUUCCACGCUUGAGGUUGGUUCUGGAACCGCAGCGCGUGCUGAAAAUGAAACUCCUGGCAGUGCAUUGAAUUUACGAUCAGUUUUGACGAUAGCAUUUCAGUUCACAUACGAAAAUCAUCUCCGGGAUAAUGUGGCUGAAAUGGCACGACAGUAUGUACGAAGCAUAGUAGCCUCGGUGCAGAGAGUAGCUAUGGCAAUUGCACCUUCGCAUCUCAGUUCUAAUGUCGGGGUGAAGCAUUCCCUUGUUUCACCUGAAGCCCGUACACUGUCCGAAUGGAUUUUUCGGAGUUACAGGUUUCACACUGGAAUAGAGCUCUUCCCAGCAGACCCACAAACUAAGGAAUCGUGUCUGAAGAACAUAUGGAACCAUUCAGAUGCAAUCAUGUGCUGUGCCUUGAAGGUUCCGCCCGUCUUCAACUUUGCCAACCAAGCCGGCCUCGACAUGCUGGAAACUACACUUAUAGCUCUGCAGGACAUAUCACUAGACAGAGUUAUGGACGACAACAGCAGGAAGGUGCUUUAUACCGAAUUCCCCAAGAUCAUGCAACAGGGCUUUGCUUACCUUCCUGCCGGCAUUGGUUCUUCGAGCAUGGGGAGGCCGAUAUCGUACGAGCAAGUCGUAGCUUGGAAGGUCUUGAACGAUGCGGACGCGCCCUAUUGCCUGGCUUUCAUGUUCGUGAAUUGGUCUUUUGUUUGAGAUCUGUGAUAGCAUUCGGGUACUUUGAAUUGUGAUUGAUAGCAAAGGCACUUGAGUUUUCGAUUCAUGCAAUGAUUCUGUAAUUUAAACAAGUAGAUGAUGAUAUGUUGAACACCUAAAUAUGCUAUCUUAAGUUAGAUACGACGUGAUUUGUUCAA